AUGGCUAUCAUUUCAUGGUUCUUUUGCAUUUGGAUUUGCGCUAGUUCACUGGCCUGGGGGUAUCCAACUGAAGGAGAUUAUUCAUUCCCAGAAGCAUGUCAAGCCUCAACGCCAUCAGACCCCCUUGACGGCUGUCCAGAGAGCACACUCCUCGUCUCCGCCACCCAUGAACAGGCACAUUUCAGCACUAUCCAGGGUUCCAUUGACUCCCUCCCGCACGAUGAUACCAGCCAAACAAUCCUCAUCCUCUCGGGAACCUACACCGAACAACUAAAUAUCACCCGGCCAGGGCCUCUGAUACUGCUCGGUGAAUCCAACAGCCCACAUAAUGCCUCAAUGAACUCUGUUCACGUCCAGUGGGCUGCAGCAACCGAGCAAGGAAUCUACACCGACAAUGUCUACACCAGCGUUCUCAUCGUUGCGCCGACCCUCAACGCAAGCCUCACAGGGUCCGGGCCCGAGGGCCUCCCCGUUCCAGACGGUACGCCCUUCGGGUGCAGCGACUUCCGGACGUACAACAUUGAUUUCUCGAACGUCUACGCCGAACGAUCGGCCGGUCCAGCACAUGCGCUGAGCUUCUCUCGCGCGAACGGCGGGUUUUAUUACUCCGGGUUCUACAGUUACCAGGACACGGUUUUCGUUGGCAAACUGGGGAAUGCUUAUUUCCACUCCAGCAUCGUGGCCGGGCAGACUGAUUUCCUGUACGGGUUUGGCACUGCAUGGUUCGAAAGAUGUGAUUUGGUUCUGCAGGGUUGUGGGGGCGGCAUCACGGCCUGGAAGGGGACGAAUACGACGUAUGUCAAUAAAUUCGGGGUGUAUGUGCAUGAUUCUAUCAUCAAGGCUGUGAAUGCCUCUGUUGCGGUGGAGCAAGAGGGACGUGGGUACGUACUUUGGCAGGCGCCCAUUACAGGGCAGACGCUCAUGGGAGAGUAUGAGAAUCUUGGGCCUGGAUGGGAUGUUGCAGCGCGGCAGGAGUACAACUAUAGUGUGCUGUUAGAUGCAGAAACUUGGGAUGGGUAUAACUCGCCGGCAAAAGUGUUCCUAACCGAGGAUGGUAGGCCAGGCAAUGUUGACUGGAUUGAUCAACGGAUCUGGUGGUGGUAG
Aspergillus caelatus is the source of this 1104-nucleotide messenger RNA. Its product is annotated as pectin lyase fold/virulence factor. The transcript is spliced from 2 exons. The record is from RefSeq and is a predicted model, not a curated record. Gene Ontology annotation, molecular function: pectinesterase activity. Gene Ontology annotation, biological process: cell wall modification. Bases 1 to 1104 code for a protein of 367 amino acids. Lineage: Eukaryota; Fungi; Ascomycota; Eurotiomycetes; Eurotiales; Aspergillaceae.